Molecule: messenger RNA, 810 nt
Organism: Arachis stenosperma
Lineage: Eukaryota; Viridiplantae; Streptophyta; Magnoliopsida; Fabales; Fabaceae
Product: peptide deformylase 1B, chloroplastic/mitochondrial-like
Exons: 6
Coding region: 1-810 (269 amino acids)
Biological process (GO): peptidyl-methionine modification
Cellular component (GO): mitochondrion; chloroplast
Molecular function (GO): peptide deformylase activity
Source: RefSeq, a predicted model, not a curated record
AUGCCUUCAGUGCGGUUUCUCCGUCCAAGUCACCUUCAUAUUCAUGGUGGUUUUACCUCUGCGCUUCCCGCCAUUCCACCCUUCUCACGCAACCGUCUUACCUCGCUCGACCGGGUUUACUUCUUUACGAACCGGUUCCUGCCUCCUCUGUGCGCGGUGCCCAAGAUUGGUUUCUCAGCAGCAAAAGAUGAAGCCGCUUCUCCUGGUGAUAUUGAAUUCGAGGCGCCACUGAAAAUUGUGGAAUAUCCAGACCCGAAAUUGAGGGCAAAAAAUAAACGCAUAGUUAGCUUCGAUGAUAAUCUGAAGAGUCUUGCCCGCGAGAUGUUUCAUGUAAUGUACAAAACCAAUGGUAUUGGUCUCUCAGCACCCCAAGUUGGAAUUAGUGUUCAACUUAUGGUGUUCAAUCCAGUGGGUGAACCGGGGGAAGGAGAGGAAAUUGUUCUUGUAAACCCAAGAGUUAGCAAAUACUCAAAGAAACUGUCAAUUUUAAAUGAAGGGUGUCUAUCAUUUCCUGGAAUAUAUGCUGAUGUGAAGCGACCUGAAUCAGUGAAGAUUGAUGCACGUGAUGUAAAUGGAAAUAGAUUUUCAUUCUCGUUGGAUGGGCUUCCUGCUCGAGUAUUCCAGCAUGAGUUUGAUCAUCUGCAGGGGAUUCUUUUCUUUGAGAGAAUGACUGAAGAAGUUCUUGGUAAUAUCCGUGAACAGCUACAGGCCUUGGAAAUGAAGUAUGAACAACUGACUGGAGUACCAAGUCCUGAAAAGAUACAAAACAGGAGGGAAAGAAGGAAUGCUGUCGGUUUUGGGAAAUCAUGA